UCUAGUUGUGGUUUAUGCCCAGGACGCCCAAGCGGCUCUAAAAUUCCCAAACAACAAUCAAGGCAUCGCCAUAAGACCGAACAGCUUUCUGCUUAGAGGUUCCUCCUCAGUUUUUCAACUGAACUUGGUCUCUCUGCACUGCAACAGACCCGAGCUUGAGGAUCCUCUAUCAAUGGUUCGACCAACAGAAACUCUUCAUCACCUCAUUGCAUCCGCACCAGCACCCUUUAAACCAAAACCCCGUUUCUUGUCCUCAAAUCAAUCCCUCUACAGGAAGCAAAUUUCCCUCUCCACUCUCCUUCAGAGGUACGGUUUCCCUCCCUCUCAGCUACAAACUUUCCUUUCUCGAAAUCAUUUUCUUUUGAAUUCCAAUUUACAUGAUACGGAGAAAUCCCUUGGUAUGCUCACAUCAUCCUUCAAGAUUCCACAUAAAUCCGUUGUUUCUUUGAUCAUUGACUGUCCCGGGGUGUUGGACUUUGAUUUCUUGAAGAGAUGGGAAUUUGGUUUGUCAAAAUUUGCAGAUUUGGGUGUUCCUCCAUUGCUCAUCAAAACUGUUUUGGAGCAUUCUAAGAAAUUCCAGAUUGACCCAGAUAGGUUUAAUGAGACUUUGAAGGUUUUGAAGGGUUUAGGGUUUAGUGAAAGUACUACGAGGAGGGUUUUAGAGGGUUUUCCUGGAGUGAUUGCUUUGAAGGAAUGCGAAAUACAUAGGAGAAUUCAAUUCUUGAUGGCAAUUGGAAUUCCUAGAGAUGGAGUUGACCGCGUUUUCAAUUCAUUUCCUGAGGUUUUAGGGUUUGGAAUUGAAAAUAGGCUAAUGCCAUUGCUCAAUGAGUUUAAGGAUUUGGGUUUUAGUGAAGAGUUGGUUAGGAAAGAGAUUAUUAGAGAGCCUCGGAUUCUCGGUAUGGAAGUAGGUGAACUCUCGAGGUGUUUGGACUUGAUUAGGUCUUUGAAAUGUCGAGAACCGAUCAAAUUGAAGAUUUUUAGUAAGGGAGCAUUUAGAGCUGGGUUUGAAGUGAAACUUAGAGUCGACUGCUUAUGCAAACAUCGGUUGAUUCGCAGAGAAGCUUUUAAGAUAUUGUGGAAAGAGCCAAGGGUAAUUUUAUAUGAAAUAGAUGACAUUGAGAAGAAGAUUGAUUUUAUAGUGAAAACAGUGGGAUUGAAUGUCGGUUGUUUGGUUGAUGUUCCAGAGUAUCUGGGUGUGAGUUUUGAGAAGCAGGUUGUUCCUCGAUAUAAGGUAAUAGAGUAUUUGCGUGCAAAAGGUGGACUUGGUAAUGAGGUAGGAUUGAAGGCCAUGAUCAAGCUAAGUAGGCUUAGAUUCUAUAAUCUUUAUGUUAAGCCAUAUCCAGAAUGUGAAAAAAUGUUUGGAAGGUUUUCAGGUGAUGUUCAAGUUAAAAACCAACAUCCGGCUGGAUUAUGGAAGCUUUUGAAACCCCAACAAAGGGAUCCUGACUCGAAAGAAGAUGUGAAGAACAUGAAGUCUUUCAUGGAAGGACUUGUUUAGCAGAGAAGGAAGAUUUGCUAUUUGCAGCAUAGGGUGCAGUUGAGUGGACUUGUUCUUGUAAUUUUAGGCAAUGGAAAAUUUGUUCAAUUGUAUUUGGCCUGUUGUUCUCUUGAUGCAUGAUGGGGGGAUUUUGUUAGAAAAUAUGGUUCUCAAAAUCAUCGGAUUGGCACUCGAUACCGAAUUUUCAGAAUGCCUGGACAGCACACAAGGAAUUCCAGUUCAUUAGUGGAAAUAUUUAGUCAAGAGAGACUCGUGCAUAUAUAAAAUUUUAUGUGUGGACUGGCUAGCAUGUGCAUGUACUUUGGGCUGGAGGUUUGUUUCAUUAAUUAUGGAUUAUGGCUAAGCAAUUCAGCAAAAUAUUUGGUUGACAAUUCACAGCUCUCAACCAUCAUGCACUGGAACUUCUUACUCAGGACUGGAUUAUUAAAAUGUGACGCGAACAGGGCAGGCAAUGACCGCCAUGAUAUGUGAAGUACAGCUACAAGCAAGGUAAAUUUUGAGAAAUGGGAUUAUUUUGUUUAAUACUGUUUGAAAAUGUCAGAUUCCCAGGCAAGCCUUCACAGAAACUUGCCCCUUUUUUUUAUCCAUCCAACCUCAUGCAGGUUCGAGUAUCCUAACCUCUACUUUUGUCUGAAACAUCUGCCGAUUUGCCUGGCUUGGAGACAGUAGGUCAAUACCUUAACUGAGUGUGUAAAUGACUCGCUAAUGUCUUGUAUUAACUGUCACGAUUGUGAGUACCUUGAUACACUACUGAUCCAUCUAUCUGUUUGUUUGUCUUUUCUCUCUUUUUUCUGGGUGUCGAAUAAUAUUUUGUAUUUGUUCAGUUUCAGCAAGGGUUAUGAUGUUGUACAAAUUAAACUGCUUAUAUUUCAAAAACUAUUUGUCGCCAA
Molecule: messenger RNA, 2388 nt
Organism: Populus trichocarpa (black cottonwood)
Lineage: Eukaryota; Viridiplantae; Streptophyta; Magnoliopsida; Malpighiales; Salicaceae
Product: transcription termination factor MTERF15, mitochondrial
Exons: 2
Coding region: 173-1498 (441 amino acids)
Biological process (GO): regulation of DNA-templated transcription
Molecular function (GO): double-stranded DNA binding
Source: RefSeq, a predicted model, not a curated record